GAAGCCGCGAGCCGACCUCGGCUACCACACGUGGCCAGCUCCCACUCGGCGAUGCUCGACUAGGAACCCCGUCUCGCCCAGGAAGACCCCAUGAACCCAGGAAGGCGGUGGCGAGGAGCUCCAGAGCUCUUGCUGCUCUGUUUAUUUUAUGGGGCCGUUUCGCCUGCCACCGGAAAUGGAGCAGUCGGUUGCCUUUUCAGCGAGAACCUCUGUCUACCCGAAACGGAAUUUUGCUAUGACGAUCUUGCAUUUGGACGAUGCAUCUCGCUCGAGUCCAACAGGGAGGACGAAGAUCUAUUUCAAUACAAUUUGGGGCUCGCGGAAUUGCGACUGCUGAGACUGGAACUAAAGAAAUUGGAGACCGCAGGGUUCAAAUGGUCCCACCCUUAUUCUCAGUGCAUCAUUCAGAGUACCUUAUAUUCCAUUCGCCUUGGAGUUGAACACGACCUCGAGAGCUGCGAGUAUUCCAGAGAGAGCAACAGGCACCGAUUCAUCAAUUUGCCGGAAGAUAAUUCGCAGCCUCUACCCAUAGCCGUGGUCAAGUUCAAGCCCAGCGAAGGAAAUCCCCACGGCGACUACGCCGACGAGCUGUACUAUCCCCCGGAAUUUGAAGAGCACCUCGGUCGCGGCUUCGUCGGGUCCAGGACUCUCGAGAACCGAUGGUCGCCCGAGGGGAUUCGAGAAAACUACAUCCCGGACUCGGCAGACGUCUUCAACGAGCCAAUCCCGAGGAAGCUGUCCGAGAGAGUCGUCGAGAUGCCGUCCAGGGGCUUCCGGAACUCGGAGGACGUCAUCGAUGAGGCCUUCGAGGUCCAGAGAAGACCCCACAGGAACGCCGAAGUUCCCUUCGAGCGGAGUCGGGAUCCUGAAAAGGAGAGUCGGUUCUUCAGGGCCAUCGAUUUCGACUUCUCUCCCCGCUCUGCCGUGGACUUCUCCUCGAGGGGAGGUCUCGGGGGCAAGGGUGCUUCGGGAAAGGUGGAGGAAAGGUUCAGGGCGAGAGGCAAACCCGAUGGAGCGAGGUACCGGGUACGACCGGAGGCUCCAUUCGUUCUGGAGGACCCUGAGAACUUCCAGGACGAGGAGGAGACUUCUGGGACGAUCGGGGACUACCAGGAUUACGAUGGAGAUAGACAGGUGGACCUGGAGUUUCUGACGAGGCCGGUCCACGGGGAUGCUGCGAUCCGCGCUAGGGAGAUGUACACCGAGGGGGGUCCAGUGGAGUCUUUCGCUCGUGACGCCGAUAGAUCUGACGAUCCGGCCGACAUCGUAUUCGACGACGAUUUGGAUACUCUUUUACUGAGACGAGAGUUGGCCGGAUUUAAACGUAGAGAACGACUCGACGUGAAGAAGCCGGGUCCCCCGUUUGCCACCAACAAUUACGCCUUCAAGCCUCAGACGUUGACUGCCGAUUCCGAAGCUGAAAACGAUCACGAGGCGCGGGCCGAUCGGCUUACGAUGACGAAGAAAGAACUGGGCACAGGUGGACGUAUAAAUGCAGUCUCUCCAAAAUCUUACAAGAACGUGGACAUGGAUCACGUUUACAUAGAGUUCAAGCAGGAGUUCCACACGUGGUACGAGGGAGAGCGCAUCGUUGAGAAAGUGGGCAGUCUUCUGGGUCUGGAGCCAGGUGCUCUGACGGAUGUGCGCGUGGGAAGAGCGGAAGUGACGUUCAAGGUGACAGAGAACGAGAAGAAGUAUAACGCCUCCGACGUGCUCGAUCGAAUAGGAGACAUUCGCGGGAAGCUGUGGGACUCAUUGGGAGUGGAGGUGCUUCGAGCAGGAAUAGGAGACAAGGCGAAGCUGCCGGCGACCCUGGAGGUUAUAAACGGUCCGGAGGAAGACUCGACCGCGUUCACGGUCAUGGUGGCGGCCGGGGCGGCGACGGCGGGCGCCGCGGCGAUCCUGAUCGUCCUGAUCGCCCGCCGACACGCAGCAGCCCGCGCCAAGUUGGCCGGCCUCGCGACCCACGACCCGGAGGCCUCUAAGGACUACCAGGAUCUGUGCCGGGCGAGGAUGCAGGCGAAGCAGCCAGCCGAGAAGCCGGAGUCGCCGCGCGUCAUCAGCCUCUCCCGCGAGAGCGACUCGGCCAACUCGCCCUCCAACCGUUCCAGCACAUCGUCCUGGGGCGAGGAACCCGCGCUGACCAACAUGGACAUAUCAACUGGGCACAUGGUCUUGUCGUACAUGGAGGACCACCUUAAGAACAAGGAUCGACUGGACCAGGAAUGGACGGGUCUCUGCGCGUACGAAGCCGAGCCGUCGUCGACCGGCAUCGCCGAGGAUCCCGAGAACGUGGAUCGCAACAGACCCGGAGCGGUUCUCCCGUACGACCACUCGAGGGUAGUACUCAACGACCUCGCCAACGUCAACAGCUCGGACUACAUCAAUGCCUCCACCAUCCGAUCGACGGACCACGACCCAAGGAACCCCGCGUACAUAGCCACCCAGGGACCGCUGCCUAGCACCUCCUCGGACUUCUGGCAGCUGGUCUGGGAGCAAGGGAGCGUCGUCAUCGUCAUCCUGACCAGGCUGACCGAGGAAGGGAACGCGAUGAGUCACCGUUACUGGCCCGAGGAAGGUUCCGAGCUCUACCACAUCUACGAGGUCCAUCUGGUCUCGGAGCACAUCUGGUGCGACGACUACUUGGUGCGCUCCUUCUACCUGAAGAACCUCAGGACGGGGGAGACCAGGACGGUCACGCAGUUCCACUUCCUCUCGUGGCCGGCCAACUCGGUGCCGCACUCCACCAAAGCGUUGCUGGAAUUCCGCAGGAAGGUUAACAAGUCCUACCGAGGCAGGUCCUGUCCCAUCGUCGUUCAUUGCAGCGAUGGCGCCGGACGCACCGGGACCUACUGCUUGAUCGACAUGGUCUUGAACCGGAUGGCGAAGGGUGCGAAGGAGAUCGACAUCGCGGCCACCCUGGAGCACAUCCGCGACCAGAGGCCGGGGAUGGUGGCCACGAAGCAGCAGUUCGAGUUCGUCCUCAUGGCGGUGGCCGAGGAGGUCCACGCGAUCCUGAAGGCGUUGCCGAAUCCUUCGAUCGACAAGUCGACGGCGCCGGCCGCCACGACGAGCACCGGCAAGGGCCAGUAAAAGGACGACCCCGAAGGCCGGUCAGGACGCCGAUUUGGCCCUCGACGGACCGUACAAACUUGAAGACGAGACAAGCGAAUCGGCGCGCCCAAAGCUCGACGGACUCGCGACAGAAACGGCUCUACGGUGCUGGGAAGGCUGAUCACUAAUUAUUGGCCUGGGAAAUAGAUCUCGAUCGAAAUGAUCAACUAGUCGAUCCA
This is a messenger RNA of Orussus abietinus, 3293 nucleotides long. RefSeq names its product receptor-type tyrosine-protein phosphatase N2 (gene IA-2). Lineage: Eukaryota; Metazoa; Arthropoda; Insecta; Hymenoptera; Orussidae. The record is from RefSeq and is a predicted model, not a curated record. Gene Ontology annotation, cellular component: secretory granule. Gene Ontology annotation, molecular function: protein tyrosine phosphatase activity. The coding region runs from base 91 to 3093 and encodes 1000 amino acids. Gene Ontology annotation, biological process: protein dephosphorylation. The transcript has 17 exons.